GUUGUAUCGUGUUAAGUUUUUCUGUUUUGAUUUAUUCGAUUUAUUCGAUUUUUUCUUGUUUCGAAUGUUUAUUUUUUUCGUUUGCUUUAUCGAUUGAAUAGAUUUAUGGUAAAUUUGAUGAACCAAAAUGGAGACUCCUGCUGCAAUCUUAAAUCAGAUUCUGAUCGAUAAUUUAACUGAUGCCGAAUAUACUUUGCUCCCUUGCAAAGGUAAAUUAUUUCAUUAUCGUUGUGAAGUAAAAGGCCAUAUCGAAGAAGGAUCGGGUCAAUCAAAGAAAAAGGCUAAACAAUCGGCUGCAAAAAAAAUGGUCUUACAUCUUAUUGAAAAUCCAAAAUUCAUUAUCACUGCUAAUCGUGAUGAUAUUCAUUCCAAUCUAAAUCGAUUCGAUGAUUUCGGUACAUUGAUUGAAUCUAAUAAAGAAAUAAAACCUGUUCCUAUUCAAUCAUCAACUGAUAUAAGUGAUUUACAAACAUUGUGCAAUCGAAAGCGAUGGGAUCCACCAGUAUACAAUGAGUUGGAAACUCGUGGAUUGCCUCAUGAUCGAGUUUUUACCAUCGAAUGUUUUCUAAAAAACAUGGAUUUAACUGCUCAAGGUACCGGCAAAUCGAAACAAGCAGCUAAACAUGAUGCUGCCACAAAAAUGAUGACGAUUUUGAAAAAUGAAAACUUGGAUAAAUCUGAUGAAAUUUUGGAUAAUUAUGGCAAACGAAAUAGAAUUUACCAAAAUACUGCGAAAACGACAUUUGAUAUUCCAAAAGCAAUAAACGAUUUUCUCAAUAAUUGCGAAAAAGAUCGAUUCAAAGCUACAAAUGUAUUUAAAUUUUUUGAAAAAAUUACUUCUAAUUCAGACAAAAUGGAGAUGAUAAAAAAAUUGAUCCCAAAUGGCAUCUAUUAUAUACAAGAUUUUUUCGCUGAAACUGCUGAUUUUAACAACAUAGAAAAAUUAGCCAAGAAAUUAACUGAUAUACUUGAUUGUAAAUUUAUGACAUCAUGUCUUCCGGAUAAAUCAGCUGUUGGUCAAUUUCAAUAUUUAGCAGAAUUGAUUGCAACUGAUGAAUCGUUUGGUACAUCACCUCUUAUUACUGUUUGGGGAGUUGAUGAUGAUCUGAUCAACGCUCGUAUUAAAUCAAUUGGAUAUUUGAUUCUAUUAAUUGUAUUCUAUAUUUCAAUCAAUGAUAAAUCGAUAAACAACGAAAACAUGGAAAAAAAUUCAACAUUGUCGAAUUAAAUUUUGAUCUCAAUAUUCAUUAUGAUGAAAUUUCUAAUAUUUUAA
Messenger RNA from Dermatophagoides pteronyssinus (European house dust mite), 1273 nucleotides. RefSeq names its product interferon-inducible double-stranded RNA-dependent protein kinase activator A homolog A-like. Gene Ontology annotation, molecular function: double-stranded RNA binding; siRNA binding. Lineage: Eukaryota; Metazoa; Arthropoda; Arachnida; Sarcoptiformes; Pyroglyphidae. Gene Ontology annotation, cellular component: nucleus; RISC complex; cytoplasm. The record is from RefSeq and is a predicted model, not a curated record. Gene Ontology annotation, biological process: siRNA processing; regulation of regulatory ncRNA processing.